UUUUCAAACCAUCACAAGUUGAUAUUUUUAGCUGUGUUUAUAUUUUGCUCGUUCUGACUUAAAUUAUAAAAGAUGGAAGUAGAUAUAACAAAUAACGAAGAUUUAAAACCAGAAAUCGAAAUGCUGAAUACGAUUUGUCGAUGUUGUUUAUCUAAAAACAGAAAUGGGAAUAAUAUAAUUUCGUAUAGUGGAUUAUUUUUUGAUUUAGCUGAAAUUACAGUAACAGAAUCUGAUGGGUUACCGCAAUGGAUCUGCUGGGAAUGUAUAGCGUUGCUACAAAAAUCCGUACGGUUUAAACAUAAGCUACAGAGAUCCAACAUAUUAUUGUACGAAUACAUAACAAGAUGUGCACCGUUCCCCAUAGAUGGUCAGGAUCCGGAACUAACGAAAUACGAGAGUCCACAACUUUGUUCCACAACAACGCUAAUAUUUGAUAAUGACGGCAGAAGUAAGAAUGGAUUUCAUAAAGUAUUACAGCAUGAAAAUCAAAUAAAUACAGUGAAGGAAACAAUCAGUGUGGUUGUUGAAAAAAUUGAAGAUAAUAUUAAAGAGGAAACUCAUUUUUCUGAUUUUGAAGAUAAUUUGACAUUAGAAGAAUACAGAUCAAAUGUAACGAAACUAAAAGAUGAUGAAAACGAUAUAUUACAAGAUGAAGAGAUAAAUUCAUCAUCAGUCAGGAAAAGAAAAAGAACAAAAACUAACGAGGAAAAAGUGAGAAAGAAAAAGAAAGUCACAGAAGUAAAUGAAAUAUUAGAAAGUAUUGAAGAAAAAAAAUCACGUAAGACAUCAAUAAGGAAACCUCCGGAACUAGAUCCUAAUAAAAUACGAGUUAUCAUUUUAAAUCCUGAAGAACAAAUUAAAAUGAAAGAGGAAGAAAGUAAAGCUUCAGACAAAUUUCCGUUUCAAUGCAAACUUUGUUUCAAAGGUUUCAAUUUUGAGAGCAAAUUGCAGAACCACAUGUUCAAACAUAGCCCUUCUCGGGGUACAUUCGAGUGUUCCCUAUGCCACAUGUACCUGCCGAGCGCGUACAGUGCGAGCGUGCACGCGCUGAUACACACGCGUAGGUACGAAUGCUUGGAAUGUGGAAGGAGGAUGAUUGAUAGGGCAUCUAUAUUGGAACAUUACAGCGCACAACAUGAAGGCAUUGUGACACAAUAUACGUGUAACCAAUGCGGCAAGGUGAGCAACAAUAAGAAGACACAUCGUAGUCAUGUUCGUAAUCACCACGAGUCUGACAGACCGCGCUGUGACCAGUGCGGCAAGAGCUUCGUCAACAAGGACUCGCUCGUCGAGCACAUGCAGAUACACGAGGGCGUGAAGAACUACGUGUGCGCGGAGUGCGGCGCUCGCUUCAGGACGAGGACACAGAUGAGGGAUCACAAGAGGAAACAUUCUGAUGAGAGGGAAUAUUACUGUGUCGAAUGUGACACCAGAUUCAAAUCUCCAAACAGUUUGAAACAGCAUUUGCUGAAAAGUCGAAAACAUGUCGACUCACAUAGUCUAAAAUACGCGUGCAUGUGCUGUGAGAAGCGUUUCCCGAGCGAGCGCGCGCUUCGUCACCACAUCGGUGUCCAGCACGAGGGUGUGCGCGCGCAUCGCUGCACUCAGUGUCCCGCAGCACUCGCCACGCGCAACUCUCUCAACAAGCACGUGCGCGCCGUGCACGCUGGAGCACGACCACCUGCCAGGCAUGUCUGCGAUACAUGCGGCCGCGCCUUCAGGGGUAAAAGUGUACUAAUGAAUCACGUGCGCACUCACACCGGAGAGAAACCAUUCUCGUGUACUGAGUGCGGGCGUCGCUUCACACAGCGCACCGCCAUGCGCACACACACGCGUCUCGUGCAUCUCAAAGUGCGCCGCAACGCCAAGAUAAAACCGGAACCGGAUCAAUCGGAGGAGAUACAACUUAAGAUAGUGGAAACGUACCCUAAGAAAGAGAAUCAACAAAUAAAAUUAGUGGAAACGAUAGCUAAGCGAGAGAACAACUUGGUGUUUGAGGAUUGGCAGGGACCUGUCAACUCUGAGGUCUACUUCCACGUCACUGCUGGACCCUGACCUCGGACAGAAGAAUAAAGAUGAUAACAGAACAUUAGUCUGACAAAAAGGCCAAUUUUAGACCGCUUCUCCUUUUGUAAUAAAGGAUGGGUAAGGAAUGUGCUUAUGACAGGGGAGGAGAUGUAAAAGAAAUGGACAUUUUUCAUCACACAGUUUUACCAAAAUAUAUUUCAUGUAAUUUUUUCGUGUUUUUUUUUAAAUUUCAAUGUCCAUUGUC
This is a messenger RNA of Papilio xuthus (Asian swallowtail), 2272 nucleotides long. Its product is annotated as zinc finger protein 2 homolog. NCBI's taxonomy places the organism in Eukaryota, Metazoa, Arthropoda, Insecta, Lepidoptera, Papilionidae. Gene Ontology annotation, cellular component: nucleus. The transcript is spliced from 15 exons. The record is from RefSeq and is a predicted model, not a curated record. Gene Ontology annotation, molecular function: zinc ion binding. Bases 73 to 2055 code for a protein of 660 amino acids.